AUGUCGACCAGCGCUGAUAAUACGAGCAAUAGCAAUGCUUACCGGAUCCCGCUCCUGAAGGAAGACAAUUGGCUCCCAUGGAAGCGCCGCGUCGAGGCCAUCCUUAAUGAUAAGGGUCUCCAGGAGUAUGUGACCGGAAAGACACUGAAGCCGCAGCCGAGUAAUGACCCGGCCAAUAGGGCAGCGAGAGAGGCGGAGAUUAGCGCCUGGGGAGAGAAGGACCUCAAGGCCCAGAACGUAAUUGUGCUAUCGCUGGGAGAUUCCCAGAUGGUGCACAUCGCUGGAGCCAAGACGGCAUGGGCCAUGUGGGAGCAGCUUCGCACAGUCAAGGAACAGCGUGGACAGCAUGGAAUUCUCGCGCUGUGCUGGCGUUUUUACCGGAUGCAAGCCAAGGAAGAAGAUAAUAUCUCCAGUCACAUUACACAGCUACGACAGAUCCAGGAACAACUCCACCUAAUGAGGAAGGUUGUUUCUGAUGAGGAUUUCCGGCUCAUUCUGGCUACCUCAUUACUGGAGAGCUGGGACUCUUUCCUCAGCUCUUACUUUGGUGCCGAAGGUGCUGACAACGUGCACCCUCAGCUUACAUCACAAGAAUUGAUUGCCAUCAUUCUUGAUGAAAAUAGGCGAAGGCACGAGCGUGGCGAGCGCGGUCAAUCCUCGGACCAAGCCAUGGUUGCCAAAGGAAAGAAGCGCCCCUUUGGGGAAUACAAAAAAUGUUCGAUCUGCGGAAAGCCGAGACAUCUUGGUAAUGAGUGUCGGCACCGCGACAAGGUCAAAUGUAUGAAUUGCGGAAAAUUCGGGCAUAAGGCCACGGAUUGUUGGGCUAAAGGCGGCGGCAAAGCCGGACAGGGCCCGCCGAUGAAACAGCAAAAGACGGAAUGUGCUUACGAAGCGCACGAGGUCGAAUCGAAAGAGGAUGAGGCAAAAAUAGCCUACGAUAAUGAUAGCGACACUGUAUCUCUCGGAUCUGAUGGCAAAAUCGCUUCUUUCUAUGAGUGGUUUGCCGACUCCGGGACAACUUCGCACAUUACAAAUCGUCGUGAAGUCUUCACGACCUAUCAGGCGCUCGAAGAUCACGCGAUCACGGGCAUCGGACCACAACCAAUGCAGGCAUUGGGCCGCAGUACGGUCGAUGUCAAAAGUGAAGUAGGAGACCGGAAAGUGAAAUUCCGUCUCCACGGUGUACUGUAUGCGCUGACAGCACCCAAUAGCCUCCUCUCCAUCAUGCAUUUGGACGAUGCGGGAGGAAGAGUACUUAUGGAGGCAGACGAAGAUCUGGAUAAUGAUCCAGAUAAAUCAAAUGCCAAAUUAGUCUAUAUUGCGAUGAGCGCCCACGGAAAUGCGGAUGCGGACGAGCCAAAGACACUCAGUGAUGCCAAGAGAUCACUCGAGUGGCCCAAAUGGGAACAGGCAGUCCAGACGGAACUCAAUCAACUACAGGGUAUGGAGACUUGGGAGUUAGUGGAACCUCCCGAAGAUCGAAAACCCAUAGGAAAUAAAUGGGUUCUAGUUAAGAAAACAAACAAAGAGGGUGAAAUAAUCAAAUACAAAGCCCGCCUGGUUGCAAAGGGAUAUUCUCAAAUCCCAGGCAUGGACUAUACCGAGACGUUCGCGCCCGUAGUCCACCUCGAAACCAUUCGAGCUAUCCUCGGGCUAGCCGCAAUCUUAGAUUGGGAGAUCGGACAGAUGGACGUGAAAGGUGCCUAUCUUAAUGGAACUCUCAAAGAAGAAGUGUAUAUGCGGCAACCCAAAGGAUACAACGAUGGAACAUACCGCGUAUGUAAAUUAAAGAAAACCCUCUACAGGCUAAAGCAGUCUGGCCGAGAAUGGAAUAUCGUGCUGAACCGCAAGUUACUAGACGCGGGAUUCAAGCACCUAUUCUCGGAUCCAUGUGUGUACAUUCGGAUCAAAGGUGAUAAGAUAGAAAUCGUCACCGUUUGGGUAGACGACCUAUUAAUAUUCACCAAUGAUUGCGCACUAAUGGACCAAUUGAAGAGGGAACUCCGAAAUAUGUUCGAAGUUACCGACCUUGGUGAACCCCAAAAAAUUGUGGGGAUAGAAAUUGAGAGAGACCGUUCAAAGCAGACAAUCAAAAUCUCUCAGACAAAAUAUAUUGAGUCUAUCCUACACAAGAAUGGGCUUACGAACGCCAACACGGUCGGGAUGCCUCUUGAUCCAAAUACAGUGCUUGAAAAAGAAGAACCCGAAACUGAUGAUGAAUGCGACCGAGACAACGGAUAUGCAUCGCUCAUCGGAUCACUGAUGUACACGGCAAUUGCCAUGAGACCAGACAUUGCUCACACCGUGCAACGGCUUAGCUCAUUUACUGCCAAUCCCGGAAUGGCUCAUUGGACUGCUGCUAAAUGCGUCCUCCGCUAUCUAUCCGGAAUGCGAGAACUUGGAAUAAUCUACGGGCCAAUUGCAGAUGUCAAGCCCAAAGAUCAAUCCAUAUUUGUGGGCUACUCAGAUGCAGACUAUGCGAACGAUAUCCGAGAUCGCAAAUCAAUCUCGGGAUAUUUAUUUAAAUUAGGAAAUGGCAUGAUCACAUGGAGCUCAAAGAAGCAAACCACGGUCGCGUCAUCCACCACGGAAGCCGAAUACAUGGCAUCCGCCGAAGCGGCAAAAGAAGCCAUGUGGCUCCAAACACUAUUCAAAGAAAUAGGUUUCGAGCAACAAGAUCCUACAAUUUUAUUCGAGGAUAAUACAGUGGCGAUCUCAAUUGCACGUGAUCCCCAAUUCCACGCGAAAUCAAAACAUUUUGAUGUAAAGCAUCAUUAUGUGUGCGAAAAAUUGAGGGAUAAAUAUAUUGAUAUCCACUACUGUCCCACGGAGGACAUGAUAGCGGAUAUCCUAACAAAGUCACUCCCUAAGCCGAGGCACGAGAAGCUCACAAAGAAGCUCGGAAUGCCCAUCGGCUUGAGGGGGAGUGUUGAAAAGUAG
Molecule: messenger RNA, 2940 nt
Organism: Sparassis crispa
Lineage: Eukaryota; Fungi; Basidiomycota; Agaricomycetes; Polyporales; Sparassidaceae
Exons: 2
Coding region: 1-2940 (979 amino acids)
Molecular function (GO): nucleic acid binding; zinc ion binding
Source: RefSeq, a predicted model, not a curated record